This is a messenger RNA of Pseudogymnoascus verrucosus, 1726 nucleotides long. RefSeq lists its product as uncharacterized. Gene Ontology annotation, molecular function: tRNA adenosine(64)-2'-O-ribosylphosphate transferase activity. Gene Ontology annotation, biological process: charged-tRNA amino acid modification. The transcript has 4 exons. The coding region runs from base 214 to 1602 and encodes 462 amino acids. The record is from RefSeq and is a predicted model, not a curated record. Gene Ontology annotation, cellular component: cytoplasm. NCBI's taxonomy places the organism in Eukaryota, Fungi, Ascomycota, Leotiomycetes, Thelebolales, Thelebolaceae.
UGUAAAUAUUUUCGAAGAAAUCCGAAGUCAACAAUUGGGGAAAGUUCCAAGGGUACGGUGAACCACAGCUAAUUUAGGUGUAAGUUCGGUCCGAUAAAUAUUCCCUUGGCACCUUCUCCAGCGGCUUCAUGCCGUCACUUCAACUGCGAGCCAUCCCCGAGAGAUCCCACCUUAAACUCCCAUUACCACAAAUUCCCACGAUACAAGAGGAGAAUGCCGCCACCAGCUACCGCUUCUGACCUCAUCUUCUCGGAACAAGCGAAUCAUAACUUCUCCAAGACCCUGGGGGAUAUCAAACGCCACACUCUCUCCAUCCACAACCGCCUCCAGUCGAUCCUCGUCGAUGCCGCUUUCGUUCAAAGCGUGUCGGGGGCAUACUGCCGCCCUCUAGUCGCCAAUGAACGGUGCGGAAGCUGGUAUAUUAACCCAGAGGCCAAAUCAGGGAGCGCAUACUUCAAAAGCACCGAUGGACAUACAGGCGUUUGGAAGUUUAGUACCCGGAGGUUGAACACACAUCUCCUCGAGUUGAUUGGAAAGGGUGAUGGAUGCAUCAUUGUAGAUUCUACUCGGAGAGGAAAGAGAAUGCCCGAUGCCCUGAGCAAGACAAUUCCAAUAUGGUGUAGCGUCAUUAACCGCUCCCUCUUCCCGGACAAGCCGGAAUAUCACAACCUCUACACGCCCCCACAAGCUGUCUCGACCUCUGAGAAUGCCCAAAUAGCUGCACGAUUAGACGACUUCACAGAGUCUUUCGCUAGCCUGGGCAUCAACAUGAAACCGCUCAGAGAGCACAUAUCUAAACCGAUAAGACCGUUAUGGGUAACACCAGAGUCGGCGCUCCCUGUUGAGGAACAAGUGUUCAGCGAUUAUCACCCCGUAAUAUGCUGCACCGCAUCUCGGCGAGUUGCCGGUGGUGAAGUCAGUGAAGGGGGAUACAUUCAAGGCUCUGGGGAUGAUACUGAGAACUGGGCCCAUGGGUUGACUCCUACCGUGUUCUGGCCAAACAGUGAGCUCCUACUUUCCACGUCGGAAUCUGAGCUCCCAAGCUUGAUCACAGAGUUGGUAUCAAGCUCUUCCAACACCAGUACCGGCAAGCCUAGCCCUACCCUUCUACCACCAACUUCUUCUCUUUAUGUCACGUCGUCGACAUCUCUCGCAGCUCAAUCCGCUAGCAGUAGCGAUAUUAUUAUCACAGUUAGCUCCGAAAUUACAGCCCCUGCAAGCUGGCAGAAAGAUAAACAUAGGCUAGAGAUUGGAAUUGGCUCUGGCAAAAUUGGAAGCCGCAACCUACGAUCUGCUUUACCUCAUAUGAUUGACUUCGUCAAGAGGUCACUCUCGACGGCCUCUGCUGAAACCAAGUCUCCCAGGAUUGUGGUGGCAUGUCCCGACGGCAAAGAUCUCUCCAUUGGAGUAGCACUUGCUAUACUUUGCAUUCUGUAUGAUGAGAACGGUGAUUUGUUUGAACUGGGGCAAGAAGGUUCAGGAAUAGACAAAGCCUUUAUUCGGCGGCGCCUAGGAUGGAUCAUGACAGCCAUACCAGAUUCAAACCCAAGUCGCUCGACACUCCAAAGUGUCAAUAGCUAUUUAAUGAUAAGACCAAGUUGAACUGAAAAGUAAAUAAACAUUAUAAAGAUUUACAGCUAUCUGGACUAGACUGAACUGGCAGAAUCCUAGAUCGACCUAUUUCAGCUUCAUCCGGCAGGACAUCCCUACAUAGCCACGCUGCUCU